UACUCCUAGUGGUAGUAAUCGUUUUAAUUUCAAAUCGCCUUCCUCGCUUCCCCUUUCCGCCUCCUCCCACCAAAUCUAGGGUUUCCUGCCAAAAAUCUCCCGGCCGCCGGCGAGAAUGUCGGCCAGCGCCGAGCCCGAGAAGGCCGCCGCCGCUGCCGCCACCGAAGGCGAGGAGAAGGCGGAGGCCAAGGACGGCGGCUCCGGCGGGGAGCUGCUGUACUGCGGCGCGACGGUCAGGACCAUGGGUCAGAAGGCGGUGGGCGGGGGGAUCCAGGGCAACCUGCUGUCCCCGUCGCGGCUGAGGCCGCUUGUCGGCGUGGACAUUCGCUCCGUCGCCUCAGGCUGCACGGCUUUCCAUUGUGUUGCUUUGGGUGCUGAUGGUCGUUGCUAUACAUGGGGUCGCAAUGAGAAGGGGCAGCUGGGGCAUGGGGAUACUGUUCAGCGUGACCUACCGACCAUUGUUUCUGAACUAUCGAAAUAUAAAAUAAUUAAAGCAAGUAUUGGAAAAAAUCAUACUGUGGUUGUAACUGACGACGGAAAGGCCUUCUCAUUUGGUCACAACAAAUAUGGACAACUGGGGACGGGAUCCCUAAGGAAUGAAAUCGAGACAUUGCCAGUGCCCUGUCUUGUUACUGAAGUAACUGCUGCUGUCUGUGGUGGUGAUUUUACUGUCUGGCUGUCAUCUGUCGAGGGCUCUUCUAUACUUACGGCAGGUCUUCCCCAGUAUGGCCAACUUGGUCAUGGAACCGACAACGAGUACAAUACCAAGGAUUCGUCAGUAAAGCUAUCAUAUGAUCCCCAGCCCCGUCCCAGGGCAAUAGCUGUGUUGUCUGAGAAAACUAUCGUCAAAGUUGCAUGCGGAACAAAUCAUACAGUUGCAGUUGAUUCAAGUGGUUUUGUCUACACAUGGGGGUUUGGCGGAUAUGGAAGGUUGGGCCACAGAGAACAGAAGGAUGAGUGGCAACCUCGCCUCGUUGAAGUAUUUCAAAAGAACAAUGUUCUGCCUCCCAAUGCUAUUGUUUCAGCUGGUUCUGCCAGUUGUGCAUGCACUGCUGGUGGCGGACAGUUGUAUAUGUGGGGAAAGAUGAAGAAUACAGGCGAUGAUUGGAUGUAUCCAAAGCCACUAAUGGAUUUAAGUGGUUGGAAUAUCCGCUGCAUGGCUUCUGGUAACAUGCACCACGUUGUUGGUGCAGAUGAUUCUUGCAUAAGCUGGGGCGCUGCCCAAUAUGGGGAGCUCGGUUAUGGCCCUAAUGGACAAAAGUCAUCUGCGAAUCCUAAAAAGGUUGACAGUCUUGAAGGCAUGCAUGUUACAAGUGUUGGUUGUGGAUAUGGAAUGUCUCUGAUUAUUGUGGACAGAGCAAAGAUUGGCGAUAAGCUUGAUGAGCUGGAUAUUUAUGACGGUGAAACCUCCACUCAAGUAGAAGAGAGAGUAGAAGCAAAGGUAACCAAGAAGGCAUCUGCUAGCACCAAUUCACGGUCCAAUAAGCGUAAGAAAAACAAUAACCUUUCUGAAUCAGAAGAGGAUGAGGACGAAGAUGACAGCGAAGAUGAUGAAAAUGGAGUAGUAAAGGGCACGAAGGGUGGGCGUGGCCGCAAACCAUCUAAUAGGGGGAGAGGAAGGGGAGCGAAAAAGGCCACUCCGGAUCCAAAGCCAUCUGGAAGGGGCAGAGGCCGCCCGAAGAAAACUGAGAGCCCUCCGCAGAAAGCUGAAAGCUCAGGGCGAGGUGCGAAGAGAGGCCGAGGGAGACCUCGCAAGUGAUGGUCUAAACCUUGGCAAAUCUUUUGUUGAGAUCAGAUCAAGUGAUCUCUAACACCUGAUGUGAUCCAGCCCAGCCAUUUGAGAGUACUCAUUUCUUAGCAAUGCCCACUCUCACUCUUUCUGACUGCCUGUAAUUCAAAGGAAUGUCUUCCGAAUGUAGUACCUUGUGAUUAUGAAUCUGGAAUGUUAACUUCUAAAACAGCAUCAUUUAUUGGUCAUUCUGAGUGAAUUCUUCUACCCAAUCA
Brachypodium distachyon (stiff brome) is the source of this 2004-nucleotide messenger RNA. Its product is annotated as protein RCC2. The coding region runs from base 116 to 1759 and encodes 547 amino acids. Lineage: Eukaryota; Viridiplantae; Streptophyta; Magnoliopsida; Poales; Poaceae. Gene Ontology annotation, molecular function: DNA binding. The record is from RefSeq and is a predicted model, not a curated record. The transcript is spliced from 16 exons.